ACUGUGGUAUGAUAUAUAUAAUAAUAACUUGGUUACUCCAAUCCAAGAACAACCAAGAAGUCAGCAAAUUAAAUUGAAGAAGCUAGCUGGCUAACAAAGAACUGAAGAAAAUUAAAUUAAAAUUCAACAACUCCACUCUCCACCAGUUGGAUUUUGCAGUUUUUCAUCAGAAAUGUAAAAAGGCAUCUUGUUCCUUUCGAAGAGACAAAAGAAUCAAAAAGUUUUUUUGUAAGCUAAAUAAGGUGUUGUGGUAUGAUAUGGUAUGGAUGAAACCAUCCAAAAUCAUUGGAAGUGAAGAGGAAUGUCAAAGUAGUGAAUCUGGAUGGACCAUGUACAUUGGAUCCCACAUAGAAGAUGAUGAUGGAGACAUUGAUAGUGGAGAAUAUGAAGAAACUACUCAUCAAGCUUAUCCAGAAGAUGAUGAAAGUGAUGAUUCUAUGGUUUCUGAUGCUUCUUCUGGGCCAAGUCAUCAACAUGGGAAUACUAUUGGCAAAGGAAUCAACUAUGGCUUAACAGGUUUCAAGCAAGUGGUGGUUGAAGUUGAAGAAAAUCAAUAUGAUGAUGAUGAAAACAAGUAUUGCUUAGAGAAGAAAGCAAAUAAAACUGUGGAAAAGCAAAAGGAAGAAAAAAAAGUGGAAAACAAAGAGAUGAAAUUUGUGGAUGGUGAUAAUAGUAAAGGCAAGUCUUCAAUUCAAGGUGGUGGCAAGGUGAGAAAAAGGAAAUAGCUUGAUAAUUUUUAGUAGGAAUCGAACUCGGUAUCCUGAGAUUUACAACACUCACACACUGCGCAUCAACCACUUGCGCCAAAUGCUAGACCCCGGUGAUAUGUACUUCUCUGUUUAAUUAGCAGUUAGUUAGUUUGUUAGUACUAAUUUUAGGCUUUAUUUCAACUAAAUAACAGCUUCAAUUACUGUGUUGUACUGAUUUGUGUUUAUGGAUUUGUUGUUAAGUAUGAAA
Trifolium pratense (red clover) is the source of this 957-nucleotide messenger RNA. RefSeq names its product protein SOB FIVE-LIKE 3. The record is from RefSeq and is a predicted model, not a curated record. NCBI's taxonomy places the organism in Eukaryota, Viridiplantae, Streptophyta, Magnoliopsida, Fabales, Fabaceae. The transcript has 3 exons. Gene Ontology annotation, biological process: cytokinin biosynthetic process. The coding region runs from base 258 to 725 and encodes 155 amino acids.